ACUUGAGAUGUGAUAAAAGGCGGACAUUUGGAUAUUCCCGUGAUAUCACACUGAUGUAAUUUGGAUAUCUCAAGAUAUCUCUGGGAUAUGGGAUAUCCUUAAACAUAUAUCACACUGAUAGCACUGUGAUGUCGCUAUGCUAUGUGGGACGCCAAUGCGCGGGAUGCAACGAUCAUUCAAAUUGUCCGGCGUUUUUACAAUUAUACAAAUUGUUGUCGGUAUACAGCGUGAUUAAACCUCCGAAAUAUGGCAAUUGCACUGUUUCGUCCGAUGCAAAGCCGAUAACAUUGAUCUCGAUUAACGAAAUCAAGGCUAUUUACGGCAACAAACGCGAAAGACAAAGUGCGGAAUAUCAGCGAAAAAUUAAGGAAAAACUAGACCAAGUAUUACAAUACGAUUGGGAGGCGGACGACGUUUUUGAUCUUCAUUCCGAACAUAAUUAUACCCUCUCCCCUAUUCUCGAUUGUGUUAUCUACUACGUGACAGGUUACCUGUGCAAACAAAUCCUUACCAAAUAUAAUUCCUGUGCUGCAUGUGAAGAAGCCGUAAGAACGACCAAUUGCGAAUCUUCGGUGUCACAAUUGGUUGACAUGAAAUCACGCGGUGGUCUUAUUCAUGCAAAUCUCCGUUUCUUUCAUCUCAUCUGUUACAUAGAAGCGUCCUUUGCCAAAUACUCUUCUGAUGUUGACGUCUUCAAUCUAACUCUGGAUGAAGUACUCGAUUCUUACACUUUCACAUAUCCUUGUAAAGAACAUCCCAAGUAGCACAUAUACGUUUCAAAAACGUUUUAGAAGCGUUUUUCCGAAACGUUUUAUAACCGAUUUUUAGAAACGUUUCUCAUGAGUUAAAAUGUCCAUUCGGAAAAACGU
This is a messenger RNA of Vollenhovia emeryi, 869 nucleotides long. RefSeq lists its product as uncharacterized. The record is from RefSeq and is a predicted model, not a curated record. Bases 129 to 764 code for a protein of 211 amino acids. NCBI's taxonomy places the organism in Eukaryota, Metazoa, Arthropoda, Insecta, Hymenoptera, Formicidae. The transcript is spliced from 2 exons.